This is a messenger RNA of Dermacentor silvarum, 993 nucleotides long. RefSeq lists its product as uncharacterized. The transcript is spliced from 6 exons. The coding region runs from base 66 to 788 and encodes 240 amino acids. The record is from RefSeq and is a predicted model, not a curated record. Lineage: Eukaryota; Metazoa; Arthropoda; Arachnida; Ixodida; Ixodidae.
UCUCGAGACUUGCGACUGCCGGUCACUUCGAAUAGAACACUACGCGACGCCACUCCUGUCCCAUCAUGGCUUCAUGUCGUGGUUAUUGCUUGCUCAUUUUUCUGGUGACACCGCUGCUUGGCUCGAGCCAGCUACAGCUAAACGCCGGCUGCAAGGUGGAAACCUUGCACGCGUGUGGAGAAGACUACAUUCCCUUUACCAAAGGCCCCCACCUGCACGAGUCCGGGAAGGAGCUCGAAGACGGAUGCAAGAGGGACAAGGUGCAAAUCCUGUGCGCGCUGAACUUCAUCAAUGACUGCACGGAGGGCCUAUCCCGUGCCACGGCACUCGUAGCAGUGAAGGCGCUGGAAGAGAACAUCGAGGCUAUCUGCAACGUGGGCUCAGAUCCAUACAAAAAGUACCAGAGAGACAUCAAAUGCCUGAAUGCUCAUGGUGAAAAAAUCCACAAGUGCAUCAAGGGUUUCCACAAUUUUCUGGAACGGGUCAUUGUCAAGGGUCCAGCCGAGGAAGUUAUUCACUACACGUGCUGCUCGUACCAAGACACGCUGGACUGCAUAGGCGACGCCCUGGCGUCAUGCGAGACCGUCGGCUCCAAGGAUUUCAUGAUCGGAGUCAUCGAGCAGAUGUUCGGCGAAACGCUGAACCUGGUCUGCGGCAGGUACACGAAGGGUUCGGAAGGCUGCAGGACCCUACCGCAGCUGCCAGAGCUUGGUGCCAAGGAUCGACGGAUCGGCAACCUGGUCGAGCUCCUCUUGGAAGCAGCUGGCAGCAUUGGACGCAAAAGCUAGCCCCUUACACAACAUGCUUCGUCCCCGUCUGAUGUUUGGUGGGUGGCGGGAAGAACGCAGACUUUCAGAUUGUACAUCAAUGGAAGUGAUAGGCCAGCAUAUGUGCACACUUUCCCCCGAAUCACCGGAAAUUGCAAAGCAAAAACCUGCAGCGGUUUUUAGACCCUGCUAGAUACCCUUUAAAAUAAACGAUCAUACACGUCGA